CAUUUCUACAGGAUGAAGAGGACCUCCUGCUUCCUUCUCAUCCUCAUCCCCCUUCUCCAGCUGAUAAUCCUAGGAGUUGCUCAUGAUUCCUUAGACUCCAUUGUAGAUAAAAAGAUAAAGGAUGCUCUUAUUGGUCUAGAGCUCAAUCCCUCUGCCCACCAAAAGACGAUCUCAUGUAUCAGUGUCAAGAACUCAGGCAAAUUGUCUUCCUGCCCUGCAGGGACUGUUGUCACUGGCUGUGCCUGUGGCUAUGGCUGUGGUUCCUGGGAUGUCCGGAAGGAAACCACGUGCCACUGCCAGUGUAACCCAGGAGACUGGACCACCGCUCGCUGCUGCCGCCUGACCUGAGAAGGGGGAGAAUGAAAACCUAAUUGUUUGACUGUAACUGUAAUGAAACCAUGACGCCAAACAGGAAAACUGAC
Molecule: messenger RNA, 422 nt
Organism: Camelus dromedarius (Arabian camel)
Lineage: Eukaryota; Metazoa; Chordata; Mammalia; Artiodactyla; Camelidae
Gene: RETNLB
Product: resistin like beta
Exons: 3
Coding region: 13-348 (111 amino acids)
Cellular component (GO): extracellular region
Molecular function (GO): hormone activity
Source: RefSeq, a predicted model, not a curated record